Messenger RNA from Ciona intestinalis (vase tunicate), 1517 nucleotides. The record is from RefSeq and is a predicted model, not a curated record. Lineage: Eukaryota; Metazoa; Chordata; Ascidiacea; Phlebobranchia; Cionidae.
CAGAUAGUAAAGUUUAUUAUAGCAAAGUUAGAAAUAUGAAAAGGUCAAGAAAACGAGAAAAAACAUCAAAUAAACGAAGAAAAACAAUUAAUUUACCAGAAAUUUGCAUCGAAGACGAUUAUGGCGGUGAAUUAGACCAAUUAUCAACCAGUUUAAUUCAAUUCCCACCAUCAGUUGUUGAUGAUGAUUCCGACACCAGCGAUGAAUUGCCUCAAGUUCUGAGCAAAGUUAAAUCGGAGAAGAUAAUGAAGGGUGACCUCGUGUGGGUGAAACACAAUGUGAAGAAUUGUUAUUGGCCGAGUUACGUUAAGUCGGUUGAAGGAACGAAGAUAUCGAUUUAUUUUAUUUCAUACAACAAGUUCACGAAAGGUGAAAGAUCAUGGAAAUAUAAUAUAAAAUCAAAGAAAAUCAAAAGGUUUGACGACGGUGAUUUUAAAUUGAUGGUUGAAGCUGGAAGGCGACAUUAUAAUAAGAUAAACGAUGAGAACGGCCUCGCAUUGUUUAACAAUGCUGUUGAUCUUGCUGAGACUUACUCCCUUGAAAGAUGCAAAGAUUUAUUAAAAGACGAAAAAGAUAUUUUAAAAUAUUUUAACUCCAACGGGUUUUCUGUUUGUUACGAGCAAUGCCUUGAGGAGCAUAGGGGCGGGGGUGGUGAGGGGGUUGUCACCCCUGGUGUUUCUAUGACCCCUAGUGACCCCUCAACCCCAGAUAACUGUAUGACCCCUUGUGACCCUGCGGCUCCAGUUGACCCCACGACCCCAACUGAUCCCACCAUUCCCAAGGACCCUGCGACCCCUGAUAACCUUGUGACCCCUAAUGACCCCGUCACCCCUUGUGAUCCCCUGACCCCUGGUAACCCCACAAAAAGGAAAAUUCCUGACAACCCAUCAUUAAAAUAUUUCAAUCGAAGAAAUGAAAAGAUAGUUUGUUACAUCACAGAAGGCAAGUGUGACAAAACAAUGGUCAAAGUUUUCAAUCAAGAACAAAAAUCACCACGAAUGAAAUCGUAUCUUCGUAAGUGGGGGAAACUACCAGGAGAAUCCCGGGGGAAAGAUUUGGAUUAUGUUUAUUUUGAAGAUGAGAAACAAUUGAAGGUCGUUUGCGAUUAUUUGGGGAAGUUUGUAGCCGAUAAUUGUGGAAAACUUAGUUUGAUUGAAUCUGACGAUUUAAUUUUCCGAGUUCUUCUUCCUGAGGCAACGAUCGAAUCGAUAUCUAAAGUUCAACGUCGUAAACCCAGUGAUGCGGAAAAGAUUUAUACGAGGGGUUAUAAAGGUCGCAUGGUGACCUUUGACCCCUGUUUGACCUCACCACUUACAGAAGACGACGAAACAAAGAUGAAAAGAAGAAUAAAAAAUUUUGCUUUUUAAUUUAUUUCAUAAUUUCUUGUGUGGUAAUUGUUGCAGUGAUAAUUAAUGAAGUGUUGUAAUGUUAAAUUCGCCAGAACAAGAUUAGCUGCUGACGUUGGCAGCAGUGUAAUAAAUUUAGUGGUCUUGGGAACACUCCCGCACCCCAGACAA